GGCCGUGGCAUUAGAAAGAUUGGGAACCACUGGGCUAGAGCCUUCUCAGUGGCUGUCCUUGAGGCCUGAACUCCCUUCAUGUGGAAGUUAGGCUGUUUCCGUCCCAAGAUGAAAAUAGCCUUCUCAAAACUACCUGAAACUGGGUUUAGCGAUAUGCAUUUCUAUUGUUUUAAUCUUUCCUUUUAGUCUCUUACGUUUUAAUGGCUUCACUUCUGUAGAUGCUUUGAUUUUUAACUAUUAUCUGUAUAUGCAUUUAUUUUUAUGUAGUUUGUUGUUGUUCUGCUUUCUGUAAAUCACCAUGAAACCGAAUCCUGAGGAAUAGAAGCAAGGUGUGCAAAUGAAUAAAAAAAAUCAUCAUAUUGAUGUAAAUCUAGCUACUACUUCCUAGGUUUUUUUUUUUCCUUUCUGGAAAUCAUCUGCAAUGGGGAUGAUGCCUCACAAGGCCUUGUCCUCUUCCUUUCCUUUCCUAAUUAUUAUCUCCUCCUCCUCUCUCCCCAUUUCUGCUUCUGCUGCAGGACAUGUUUAUGAAAGUGAUGGCAGAGAAGGAGAAGUGUCCUUUUGAAUCCAGUCCAAGGCAGGGGCCCAAGUGGAUCACGCAAGACAGAGAAGGAAUGUCCUCUUCAAUGAGAAGUGGGAGAAGGACUGAAUCUAUGUGUACAAGGACAUCUCUUCAUCCUGAUGGAUUCAGAACAGCUUCUGGGAGACUAGCUCAGGUGACUUUUGAGGACGUGGUUGUGGAUUUCACGGAGGAGGAGUGGGCCCUGAUGGAUCCAGGCCAAAGAGCCUUUCAUUGGGAAGUCAUGGAGGAGAUUGUGGAGACCUGGUCCUCUCUGAGUAAGGAUCCUGCUUUCUUGUGA
Molecule: messenger RNA, 857 nt
Organism: Sceloporus undulatus (fence lizard)
Lineage: Eukaryota; Metazoa; Chordata; Lepidosauria; Squamata; Phrynosomatidae
Product: zinc finger protein 669-like
Exons: 3
Coding region: 519-857 (112 amino acids)
Biological process (GO): regulation of DNA-templated transcription
Source: RefSeq, a predicted model, not a curated record